This is a messenger RNA of Poecilia reticulata (guppy), 1482 nucleotides long. The record is from RefSeq and is a predicted model, not a curated record. Lineage: Eukaryota; Metazoa; Chordata; Actinopteri; Cyprinodontiformes; Poeciliidae.
UCUUUAGUCAUUGAAGGCAAUGGAUAAAUAAUCAUGUUAUCUAUUUCUACCACUGAUUCAGAAUCCUUCUCUAUAGUAUAAUUUCAUGAAUCCGCUGCCUCCACUGGUCAAAAGUUUUGUUGAUUUUUCUUAUUUCUGUCGCCUUAUGUUAGAAAGUUAUUCUCAAUCUAAAAAUAUCUCACUAAGCAAUCCUCCUGACUCCGUUUGGCUGUAUUUUGGGAGUAGAUACAGUAUAAACAAUGUCCUCAUGUCUACAGGGAGUGUGCCUGGUUGACCCAUACAGUCUGAUGUAGUUCCUCAGGCCGCCAGUAGGUGUCGGUGUGAACCAGCUUGUUGAACCUCUGCAGACGAUCCUCUGGUCGUCUGUUAACAGGAAAACUCUGAGAGUAUUGUGAGCCUCGGUGUGGAUGUGGCUGCAGAGGAAGAGAGAUGCUCUGCAUCGCGUCUGGAGGAGGAAGUUGUUUGAUUCAACAGCAAAACGUGUGAAAACUUGCAGCAGAUCAUUACAGCUUCGUCAUGAACAUCCAGCUCAGUUUGCUCUGCUGCUUCUUCUUCUCCUGGCCUCUCACACUUUGCAACACAUCUACACUCUGCAGGACAGAAUCAGCAGUUCUGCUAAUGCACCAAUAAAUAUAUAUGGAGCAGCUGGAGAAGAGGUCAGAGUUCAAUGUGGGAUUUCUCUGUUUGAAAACUGGAAGAUCUUCUGCAGGGAAAACUGUGAAGGAGGAAACAUCCUAAUUAAAACAAAUCAACCCACCGGCCACAGUGGAAGAUACAGAACUGAAUAUGUUAAAGAAGCUACUUCUGCUUUUUCUCUCUAUGUGAGCAUCUCAGCGCUGACCCGGUCCGAUGAAGGACGGUACCGAUGCGGUUUGGGCGACUCGUCAUCAUCAGGUUCAUACCAAGACUUCAGACUGGUUGUUGCAGACGCUCUGCUGGAUGGAAACAAAGUUCCUCACCUCCAUAAAGACGCUGGCAGCUCACUGACAGUCGCCUGUUCCUUUAAACGCUCUGGAAGGAAACAACAGUUCUGCAGAGGAGGAUGUGGAAAAGAAGAAGUUCUUCUUCAGACUGAUGGAGUCACAGCUGAUAAAAGCAGAUACUAUAUGAAAUAUGAAGAACAAAAAUCCAGAGCAUUUCUGUUGGUGACCAUCAAACAGCUGGUCCAGUCUGAUUCUGAUUGGUACCGAUGUAAACUGUAUGGAACUGGUUCCAGUAGUUCAUACAGAGACUUUCAGGUCACUGUCAGAACUGCCUCCACACCAUCAACUGGAACCAGUUUCAGCUCCAGUUCAGGAAGCUUCACACCUUCACUUCCCUCUGAAACCUCUGGUCUGAAUCAGGAGAACUCGACAUCUAAAGGUUCACCAACCCACAGGUCUGCAGAUGUUCUACGGUUUGUGGUUCUGACACUGGUUGUCAUCAUCCUGUCAUCUUUGCUUCUGCUGGUUUGCUGCAGAAAAAGAUCUGAAAAACACACAA